Molecule: messenger RNA, 686 nt
Organism: Thrips palmi
Lineage: Eukaryota; Metazoa; Arthropoda; Insecta; Thysanoptera; Thripidae
Exons: 8
Coding region: 123-638 (171 amino acids)
Source: RefSeq, a predicted model, not a curated record
UCUGCAGUGGCCUCGCCGGCCUCGCCGGCCCCGCCGUCCGCACCGGCACGCUCAAGGGUCACCGGAUCUGUUUGGCAUUCCACGCUGGGGCCCACACACCGCGCCCAGAGUUCCAUGACGUCAUGAUCUCCACGUACUCCACCCUGGACCGGGGGUCGACCAACUUCCGGAUACGCAGGAACGCCCUCAUCGCCGCCAUGUACACGGGGGGCAUGUCCAUAGUGGUGGCCAUAUUCUGCGGCUGGCGGCUGGUGGUGAACGCCCGGCAGAAAGACGCCCUUCAGGACGUCUACUGGGGCGUCCAGAUCUCGUACCUCGCUAACCUGGGCUGCCAGCUCGCCAGCGUGUUCUUCAGCACCAUUCUGCUGGCCGCCGUCAACAAGGAAAACGCACCCAUGAUCGUGCCCUGGGUGGUGGGGACCAUCGCGUUCCUGGCCAUGGAGGCCGUGGGCACGGUGUACUCCAACGUGCUGCGGGACCACGUCAACCACGAAUUCGACACCCUGUGUAAGGUGGAAGGGGGCUUCCUAAUUUUUCGUGGGGCCUUAAACUGCGUGGCGCUGCACUGCGUGCUGCGCGUGUACCGCGCGCUCAAGACUGGCGUCCGCUUCGGCGGCCCCGAGCAGGUGGAGCUCUGAUGGCGGGUGGCGAGUGGCCGCCGUGGCGACCGCCGCGACGACGCGGAG